This is a messenger RNA of Penicillium oxalicum, 762 nucleotides long. RefSeq lists its product as uncharacterized. Lineage: Eukaryota; Fungi; Ascomycota; Eurotiomycetes; Eurotiales; Aspergillaceae. Bases 1 to 762 code for a protein of 253 amino acids. The transcript has 4 exons. The record is from RefSeq and is a predicted model, not a curated record.
AUGUUUAGCAGGAUUUGCACAGCGAGGUCGAUAAGCCGACAGGCUUUCAAAGUCCCAGGGUGGCCACAAGUACGCCUCGUGUCGUCACUCGAAAGCAACCCUCACAUUGUACGGGAAACCCCAACGCGCACGAAACAACAGUUUCACAGUCCAAUGAUGCUGACAUGCUCACAGUAUGUUUUCCCCGUAAAAGGAAAUGAUAAUUCAAAUAUACUCUCACUUCUACCAACCGAGCCCGUCAAUCCUGAUCUUGCCAUUGGAGUCACCAACAAGCUACCGCCGACCCCGGACUCUCUGAGAGAGAACCCCAAAUUUUUGGACAUCCUUCAUGAAGUUUUCGCCAAGCAUGCCCAUGAAGAUCCGGAAGCCCAGUCUCAGGCUCAGGUCAUGGUCUCAACGUCAGGCGCAAAUCUUUACACCGGUGGCGUCCUGGUGUCUAGCAAACGGUCAAACAGAAAGCACGUGGAAGCCGAAGAUUCCAGCGGAGGCGCAAGUGGUCAAGGUGGUGCCGGUGGUGGUGGCCAAGGGGGGUGGAUUCAUCUCUCAGACAGGAGGCGAGCUCCCGAAUUCGGCAGAACUGCAUGGCCAGAGGAUAUCUUCGGCAGUCUUGAGGUCGGUGGGGACGGUCAAUUUGUGGGGGGGAACGGCAAGUAUCAAGCAAGCGGCACCUAUCGAAUGGUCACUCGUGACGGCAUUCUAGGCUUGACACCUUUCUUGCGAGACAAACUCGUGCAACGCCUCCGAGAGCUGGACCAGCAAUGA